Molecule: messenger RNA, 1281 nt
Organism: Sorex fumeus (smoky shrew)
Lineage: Eukaryota; Metazoa; Chordata; Mammalia; Eulipotyphla; Soricidae
Product: transmembrane protease serine 11B-like protein
Exons: 10
Coding region: 1-1278 (425 amino acids)
Biological process (GO): proteolysis
Cellular component (GO): extracellular region; plasma membrane
Molecular function (GO): serine-type endopeptidase activity
Source: RefSeq, a predicted model, not a curated record
AUGGUUUCUAAGAAGCUGAAUGCUUGGGCGAUCAGACCCGUCACAGCUUCACGAAGAUCCUUGCCACUAUGGAUGAUUGCACUCAUUGUGAUUGGAGUGUUGGCAAUCCUGGGAAUAACUAUUGGUCUCCUGGUUCAUUUUCUCGUAAUAGAAAAUAAGAUCUACUAUUACCAAGGUAGCUUUAAGGUUUUGGAUAUACCAUAUAAUAAAAAUUAUGAAAAGGAGACAUCACCAGAAAACAACUAUCUUAGUAAAAUUCUUGAGACUGAGAUGUCUAAUGCAUUUGAAAGUUCAAAUAUUUACAGACAAUACAUUAAUUCUCAAGUCAUCACACUGGUUCCUGAAAACAACAGUGUCACUGCAUAUAUAUGGAUGAUGUUCAGAGCUCCAAGAUCGAUGAAAGCAAACACAAAGGGAAGAAUUGAAAAUAUUUUACGCCAGAUGCUGAGAAAAAACUCUGGCUCCUUGAGUCUGGAUCCCGAGUCUCUUACAGUCACGGAAAUCAGUAAGGCUGAUGCUGAAAAGAUUAUCAACAACCGUUGUGGGAGACGAGCAAGAAUGUCAGCUACAUAUGAUAGGGUGAAGGGAGGUUCCAGUGCUCAGGAAGGAGAAUGGCCAUGGCAAGCAAGUCUCAAAAAAAAUGGCAAGCACUACUGCGGGGCAUCUUUGAUCAGUGAAAGAUACCUGGUGACUGCAGCUCACUGCUUUAAAAGGACAAAAGAUCCAAAAAACUAUACAGUCAGUUUUGGCACUAGAGUAAGUCCCCCCUACAUGCUACAUCGUGUUCAACAAAUUAUUGUUCAUGAAAACUAUAUUGCUGGACAACAUCGUAAUGAUAUUGCAAUUAUAAUGCUCACGGAGAAGGUUUCCUUUAAGAAUGAUGUGCAUCGAAUUUGUCUUCCUGAAGCCACACAGAUAUUCUCACCAGGGGAGGGAGUUGUUGUUACAGGAUGGGGAGCACUUUCCUAUGAUGGUGAAUACCCAGUGUUGCUUCAGAAAGCACCUGUGAAGAUUAUUGACACAGCGACUUGUAAUGCUGAAGAAGCAUAUAAUGGAAUGGUAGAAGAUGAAAUGCUAUGUGCUGGAUAUAUAGAAGGAAAUAUUGAUGCCUGUCAUGGUGACUCCGGAGGACCAUUAGUUCAUCCCAAUUCUCGAAAUAUUUGGUACCUUGUUGGAAUAGUGAGCUGGGGUGUAGAAUGUGGUAAAGUCAAUAAGCCAGGAGUUUAUGUGCGAGUGACCUCCUAUCGAAGAUGGAUUGCCUCCAAGACGGGUAUUUAAGAG